Messenger RNA from Rhagoletis zephyria (snowberry fruit fly), 879 nucleotides. Lineage: Eukaryota; Metazoa; Arthropoda; Insecta; Diptera; Tephritidae. The record is from RefSeq and is a predicted model, not a curated record.
AUGGAGGACAGUGUUCUCUCGUGCACCCGCCUGGAUAGAUCGGCUCUAAAGUCGCAACGACUGCGAAACCCGUUUUUACUGAAGAUUGACCCGAGGUCGCUGGGAAGCGCUGACAACUACGAGAAUGGCAUCGAGUUAAAUGUUGUUUGCGAGUGUUCCUUUUGGAUGUUUUCAUUCUGGGCGGUCAACAUUAACAACUUUCACCAAAAGUUAGCCUUAGGCUGGGAUGAGCUGAAAAAUCAGUUGAUUGAUGGCAAGUUUAUUGAAAAUUCGGCCUUGUUCUCAAACGAUCCUGAACUGUACAAGGACGAAUACAACAAGAUCACCCACAAGAUUCCAAGUCCGAAGGAUCUAGAUCGUAGCUUGUUUGGAGCAAACAAUCGAGAUCGAUAUCCGCUGGUUGUUAUGCUCGCCUUGAAUGAUAAAGAAAUUGAAGAUCAAGUGGAAAUUAACGAUAUUGUUCUUCUAGUGUCGAUUAUUCAUUUGAAAGACAACGUCAUUCCUUUGGAGACGUCCAUCAUUGCUCAGUACAUUAAGCGCAAAUCAGGCGUAGUACUGAACCUGCAGGACUUGUACAUUUCAAUUGACAACGGCGACAACUUGCCGUACUGUGUCAUUUGUCAAGAAGAGUACAUCACCCGAGCUUUGCUGCCCUGUCGCCAUGCCUGUGUUUGCUCUGAAUGCUUUCAGCGCAUCGAUCUCUGUCCACUGUGUCGUUCAAGCAUUCAGAACUUUAUUCCCUUCAAUCAGCCGAACUCCACUCAAGCGACAAACCAGCAGAACAACUCCGAAACAGCUGUCGAAGAAUCGGCGCCUGGUGGGAACAAUUCAGAGAACAAGGGAUUCUUUUCUCGAGUGGCAAAUUUGUUUAAAUUUUAA